This is a messenger RNA of Telopea speciosissima, 1135 nucleotides long. RefSeq names its product zerumbone synthase-like. The transcript has 3 exons. The coding region runs from base 120 to 1031 and encodes 303 amino acids. The record is from RefSeq and is a predicted model, not a curated record. Lineage: Eukaryota; Viridiplantae; Streptophyta; Magnoliopsida; Proteales; Proteaceae.
CUCCGUGGAACACUCGCCCGGAAGGUGGUCGGUGGCUCAGAGAAACAGAGGAUCAAAGCUCACAACUUUGCACCCCGGAUCUGAAAAACUUGUUUAUUUGCUCUUUUCUGCUAAUAGAGAUGCUGAGUUCUGUUUCCAGGAUUCGUUUAUUUAGAGAUUUGAAGUUGACCGCUGCAAAAUUAUUGGAGAAACGCGUGGGAUUUACCUCGACAGGACGAGCUGGAGGACGGUUGGAAGGCAAGGUUGCGCUCAUAACCGGAGGUGCAAGUGGGCUUGGCAAGGCGACGGCCCACGAAUUCAUCCAAGAGGGAGCUACAGUCAUCAUUGCCGACAUGGAUACCCAACUAGGCCCAAUCACGGCCCAUGAUCUAGGCCCCCAAGCCCACUUCGUCACUUGCGAUGUCACCAUAGAAGCCCAGGUGGCAGCUGCCGUGGACUUGGCUGUGGCCCGUCAUGGUAGGCUUGAUGUCAUGUACAACAAUGCCGGAAUAGCUGGUCAGUCAAUACCACCGAGCAUCGCUGAUCUCGACCUCGAUCAUUUCGAUCGUGUUAUGGCGGUUAACGUCCGUGGGUCCAUCGCCGGGAUUAAACAUGCCGCACGGGUGAUGGUACCGACCAACUCAGGCUCCAUUCUCUGCACAGCCAGCAUCAGUGGGCUCUUGGGUGGGCUGGGCCCCCAUCCAUACACAGUGUCCAAGUUUGCAAUCCCUGGGAUAGUCAAGUCUGCUGCCAGUGAGCUGUGCAGGCAUGGGGUACGCAUCAACUGCAUUUCACCCUUCGUGGUUCCCACUCCACUUGUCAUGGCUCAGUUGGGAGCGAUCUACACAAGCGCAGGACAAGAACGGAUAAUGGAGAUUGUGGAUGGGCUUGGAGAGCUCAAGGGGUCAAGAUGUGAUGAGAUGGACGUGGCUCGGGCUGCUGUGUAUUUAGCUUCUGAUGAUGCAAAGUAUGUUUCAGGUCAUAACCUUGUUGUUGAUGGAGGAUUCACUUGCUUUAAGCAUCUGGGUUUCCCAUUACCUGAUCAACUAUAGGAUCUGUGUUCACCUACUUUGCCUUGCAAACCAGAUUGUUCUCUGGCUUUUCUUUGUUUCUAUUUUGGACUUUGUAUAGGUGGGAAAGGGAAGGAUUGAAAUUU